AGUAGGCUUAGCCCUACCUAUCCGAAGCUCAGUAUCUUUAAUCAAAAGCUAGAUGUUGAUAAAUAAGGUCGAAAUUGAUUCCUCAUCAAGGAAACUAUCUUCUACGUCAAGCAUGGACUGAAGCAUCCCUCUGAGGGAAAGUAAGCAGAGUAUUGAUGAGGAAAGGGUCUGCCUACCUCCAAAAAGCCCUCCAGUGUCUAUUUUCAACUAUUCCUAUAAAAACAGAAAGAAGUUGAGAAAACCGGAAAAAGUGGUCCAAAAUGUUCCGAUUUCAGUAUCUCUUCAUAAAUUUGGCAACAUGCCUAACCUCCCUCAAAUAAGAAAGAGCCAGAACAGGAGAUCUGAGAAGAGGUGUAGCAGCCAGCAACAGAAACAAAAGCCUCAGGUUACUUCCUUUCAAAAUUCUCUGAAUAGCUCGAUUCUUCGUUUCUUUAGUAGAAUUCCAAAUUCAAGGCUACAAAAGAGAAACCUUAAAUUUUUGAACAGAUCUCUGAAUACAAAGCUUAACAAAUAAGCAGAAAUUGGUGGUAAAGGAAGUAUUUCGCCUGAAUGCACUUAGGUCUAUCUCUCCAUGUGCCUUAGAGACUGACGGAAUAGCUUCAAGGUUCAUAAAAUAGCAAACUCAAGUUUUUACUUUAAAAUUAC
Messenger RNA from Moneuplotes crassus, 645 nucleotides. Lineage: Eukaryota; Ciliophora; Spirotrichea; Euplotida; Euplotidae. The record is from the annotation of a GenBank genome assembly.